AUGAAAGGUAAAAAGAUAGAUUCUAAAUCUUAAAAAUUAGAUAAUUCAAAGAGAGUUUAUACUAAAAAUUAUGUACUCAGCUAAGAAGUUAUCUAGGACCAUGGUUUCGAACAUUUCUUAAUCGAUCAAUCUGAGAAAGGAGUUUUAAUGAAAUACUAUUUGGAUCUAUUCUAAAAAGAACUAAGAAUGAUUGUUAAAUUAAAAUAGCUUUUAACAAAAGAUUCUAAGCAACUUUCAGUUUUGGACAUAAACAAUGAGAUUUGUUAUUGCUUAAUUUAAGAUCUAGAUAGCUCCAAAAUAAAUAAACUUAACAAAAAUAUGUUUAUUUUGUAAUAGCUUUAAACAUUAAAUUUAUUAAGAUUAGAGGAGUCAAAUAUGGAAAUUUUAAUUUUCUUGAGCGGUUAUUAUAAUAAAAAACUUUUUUCAUUGUAUUUAGUAAAAUCAUUGCAAUAAUAAUUAGGCUUAUCCUAUUAAGAAAAAGUAUAAUUUAAUAUAAUUUCAUAAAAUAGUAUUAAAAACGAAUUAACUAUGGAGCUUUAGUAGAAUAUAAAAGCUCUCCUUUCAAGAAAAGAUAUAAAGAACAAUAUUUAUAAAACUUAAAAUAGUUAUAAGAUUUAUAAAGAUUUAGAUACAGUAAGCAAUGAUUAAUAAUAACGUGCAUUCAAAUAGUAAAUAAUACAUUUUUACAAUGAAGUAGUAGAUAAAAAAAUCCAUUAAACAUUAAGUUAAAUUAAAUAAAUUCAAAAAGACACAAACCCCAUUUUAAGUUGUACCAAAAAGAAGCAAGCAAAUUUAUUUAUAAAGCCAUUUAAUAUGUCUCAAAAAUUAAAUAAUAAUGAAUAUUCAGAAAAAUUAAAAGAAAAUUUAGAAAAGAAAUAAAAUAUUUGUUAAUAUUCUUAAUUUCAAAUUACAGUUGGAAAAUAAUAAUUAAACUUGAGCUUAUCUUAAUCGCAAUAAUAAAAUCUUUUAAAUUUAAUAGCCAAGGACAAUAUAUAGUCUUAUAAAAAUAAGAUCAUAAAAUUGGCUUGGAAACAACAAAAUUUUUGUAAAAGUAAAUUGGAUUCUCCAAAAAUAUUAGGUGGAGGAGGCAUUUGUGGCAGUAAGGCUAAGGUGUUUUCAAUUCCUAAAAAGGAUUAGUAAAUUUAACAAAUUAUGAAUGAAAAACAAUAUUUGAUGGAAAAGUUUUAAGUAUAUUCUGAAAAAGAUGAAUUUGAUGACAGUGCAACGUCCUUUAAAAAAUUUAAUAAAUCGUAUGAUGAAUAUUUUACUACUGAAAAGGUUAGCGAAAAGGUUAUUGAGACAGAUGUAAGAUUAAUAAUUGAAGAAACUCUGUAUCGUUAUAGAGAACAAAUUGUCUAAUAAGAAAUUAGACAUAAGGUGAUUGACAUUAUCAAUUUAUUAAUCAAUUACAUGCUUAUUAUCAAAUAAAAUAAUUUAAAGUAAUCCAUUUAAUCUGACAUUGAUUAAAUCAAUUAAUAUCUAUAAAAGCUAAGCAUAUACUGCAAAGAAAAUAGAGAAAGACAUCCAUGCUUGGACCUAUAUCAAUACACUGAGAUUUUAAUUACUUUAAAUUCUUAAAGAUAAGGCUUAGAUACCUUUAACUAAAGCUUUCCUUACAAAAUUAUGAAGAAGAUGGUUUAGGUGGCUAAAUUUGGCGCUGGUUUUGUGAGUAUCGCUGGAGCUAUCAAAAAUUUAACAGAAAUAAAUUUUGAUGACUUUAAAAAUUUCAUUAAAGAAAUUUAAUAAAUUGCUGAUUAAAUAGCUUCUGAUUCUUCGACAGUAGCUGUUAAUAGCGCAGCUGAAACUUAUACUGACUAUAACACUAGCAAUUUAGCUAAUAAUUUACAAGCAUUGUGGAUUAGAAAACUUAAAGUUAUGGGUUAAAAUCUUCUUUAGAAUGAUCCGGUUUAGGAAAUUAUUUUUUAUUUAGAAGAAUCUAUAAAUAUCACAAACAAAGAUACUCUUCUUUUUGCUUACAUGCAAUUAAAUUACUUAUUAUCUAAGUAGUAAUUAAAUGAUAACUUAGUAGAACUAACUGAGAAAUUAUAAUAAAAGGAUAAGUUAGAACUCAUUUUAAACUUAGCAAAUAUUUUGUAGGUCAAAGAGUUUUCUGAUAGUAUUGUUGACAAACUUAAAAACAUUGCUAGCUUAAUUGCCUAGAGUCAUUAAUUCAGAUAUAUAAAAGCUUAAUUGUUGUUAUACUUUGCUUAAAUCUUGUAAACUUCAAAACAGAGCAAAGGGUAAUUCGAUGAAGUUAUGAUAAGUAUUGUCUCCAACUAUUUAUAAGAAAAACAAAAAUCAGUUAAAAUAAUUUAUGAAGGAAAUUAAAUUAUGGCAGACUUUAUUCAUAAUCAUCUUGAUAAAAAGUUAAUUUUACUUUAAAUAAGUUAAUUCAAAAAGCAAAUGACGAAGCAUUUAAAUGAUGAAUAAUCUUACAAUAACUUUGCUUAUGAAAUUCAAAAUGAAAGCGAUAUUGAUAAAUAGUUAGCUAAAUAUUUUGUUGAAAUGUGGGAAUUAAGUGUUAAAUAAAGAUAAAAAAAUCUUUAAAUUACCCACAAAGAUGAUGUACUACUGGAAGCAAUCCAUUUAUAUGUCAAAUAAUAGAUUACUUAUGAAGAUGGAUUUAAAAUCGAUACAUAGGAAAAAGAUGCUAUCAAGCAAAUUAUUAAUUAAUUCUUAAUUCCUAAUUAUGUAGAUUCAUCAGAUAAUGCAAAAGAAGAAUAACUAAAUAAAGAAAAUAAGUCUCCUUGCAAAAUAAUAUCAGUGUUAGCAGAUGGAGGAUCUGGAAAAUCGAUGCUUUUAAAAAAACUAGAAGUUGAGCUAUUGAAUCGCACUUCUGGAUACACUUCAGACAGCAAAUCUGAUUACAUUCCUUUCAUAAUUAAAUGUAACUCUUUGGAUAAUUAAAAGCCUUCUAUUGAGAAAUACUUAGAAUCCAUUCACAUUAAGACAGAGGAAAUAGAAAGGUUAAAAAAAUCUGAAAGAAAUAAAUUAAUCAUGCUAGAUGGCUUUGAUGAAUACUCAGGUGAUUAUUUUAAGGUUUUUAAAGUGCUUAAAUUAUAUGAGUGGGCCAAUACGUUAGUAAUAGUCACUUCAAGGUUAGAGAAAAUAACUGUUUCAGAUGCUAAAGUGUAUUUUAAUUACUAUGACUAACAUGGAAAUUAAGGAUAGAAUGAUUCUUUCUCAAUUGUAAAACUUGAAAAAAUCACUGAAUCUGACAUUUAAGACUAUUUUAAAUUGUUUAAGAAAGAAAUUUAGAUAAAAGAAUAAAUGAGUUUUAAUGAAUUUUAUUACGAAAAAAUUUAAUAAAUAAUUUUUAAAAAUAAAUAAUUGCUGGAAUUACUAAAGUUGCCUAUAAACUUGUAUCUCACAACAAGAAUGAUGACUGAUUUAGAUCUCAAUGAUUAAGAUACGUUAAACACAUUUGAAGCAGCUACUGACUAGAUAGAAAUACAGGAUUUGUUUUUCUAGCAGCAAUUUAAAAAAUAAUCUCAAUUAUUUAUUGAAAAAUAAUAAAAAAUAGCAAAUAAGAAAGACUAAAAAUUAAUUUCCAGCAUACAAUCAUGUUAUUUUGAAUACUUUCAAUCUAUUGCAAUGAAAAUGUUCAUGUAGAAAGGGAUAAAAUCUAAUUUCUUAAGUAUAACGAGUACUUCUUUAAACUUUUAAUUGCGAGAUGAAAUUUAAAGAUUGCUUAAGGAAAAUGAGAUAGAAGCAGAAGAAUUAAAAUAAGAUUUGCUUAACUAUGUAGACUCAAGAGUUAUAACGAGAAUUAAAUUGACUUUUGAAGAUGAAAAUUCUUAAAAACCACAAGAAUAAAAAGCAUCUAUUAAAGAAUAAUCACCAGAAUUUGAGUUCAGACAUAAAUCUCUUUUUGAAUAUUUUGCUGCUAGAGCAAUGAAAUUCGAUUUUGAUUAGCAUAAAGAAAAUAUUUUUAAAUUAGAUAUAUCUGAAUUGAAAAAAUUUAACAUCAAUCAAAAAAUCAUUAUGAGCAGCCAAAAAAAUGCUUCUGAGCAGUAAAUUCUUUUGAAGCUUUACAAGUUAAUGAAACCUUAUCUAGAUUCUAAGUCUUUCAUGCAAAAUUAUUUUGAGGAAGAAAUAUCUUAAACAAAUAGAUACAUUUAAUUUUUGAAAAAAUCUAAAAUUUCAAAAUACACUGAAAAGAGUUAAAUAGACAUAGGCUCUUCUAAUUUAUUAUCAGCAUUAUUUAUUUCUAAAUUUUCUUAUCCUAACUUGACUUUCAAAAAAUGUUCUUUCUCUUAAGCUUACAUAUCUUCUCAUUCUCGUAAAGUUGUCCAAUUUUAAGAUUGCAACUUUGAAAAUUCCUUAAUUGAAAAACAAUACUUAGACAAUUUUGAAACUUCGAACACUAAAAAUGCUAUGCUGAGUGCUUUCUAAAAGUAUUUUGAUACUGAUUAUAGCUAUUAAUUUAAUUAGGUUAUAUUUCACAAGGACACUUUAGUAUCAAUAACAAAAACUGGUUAUGUCAACUAAUUUGAAAUAGGUCAUAACACUGGUUAACCUUGUAAAAUAUUACUAUCAAAUCAGAUUACUAACUCCAACUUAAGUAGUAUUCAUUACAUAGAUAAGAAAAAUAUAUUUGCUAUAACGGCAAAGAAAUCUAUUUUUGAAAUAGAUGCUCAAACUUUUGAAAGAGUUAAUUGUUAUACAUUCUAAUAAUCGAUAGCUAGCUUUUCGACCCAUAAUUAAAAAUAUGCUAUUACCUUAGAGAACAAUCAAAUACAUUACGGUAAUAUUGAGAAUGGUUUCACAAUAUUAGAUAAGACCAAAAUUUAAGCUGAAUAAUCCUUAUUAAUUAACGAUUUAAUUAUUACUUCUUCAAAUAAUUAAAUUAAAAUCUAUAAUUUGCCAAGUCUAUCUUUAGAAAAGACUAUAGAAGAUUCCUCCUGUAAUUUAAGCAUUUCUUCAUUUUCAGCAGAUGGAAAAUAUCUUGCGCUAAGUUAUGAUUAUAACAAUUGUUAAAUUUUUGAUAUCCAAAAAGGAUUUGAAGUAAUUAAUUAAAUUCAAGGUGAUUAAACAGCUAGCUCAAUUACAUUUUCUGCUGAUAGUUAGUAUCUUGCAAUAGGUUCAGAUAACUGCUUUUGUAAAAUCUUUAAUGUUAAAAAAGGAUUUGAGCUGAUCCACACUAUUGAAGGACAUCUUGAAACGAUCAAUUCAGUCUCUUUUUCUAAUGAUGGUAAGUAUUUUGCAACCAGCUCUAUAGAUAAUAAUUGUAUAGUUUGGAAUGUAGAAAAGGAAUUCCAACUAAAGCACACUUUCCAAGGACAUAGAGGUUGGAUUACAUCGGUUUCUUUUUCUGCUGAUGGAAAGCAUUUUGCUACUAGUUCAAUGGAUAAAACUUGUAAAUUAUGGAAAAUAGGGGAAAAAAUUGAACUCAUUCAUGUAUUUAACAAUUAUGAAUAAAAUAUUACAACAAUUACCUUUUCUACGAAUGGGAAAUAUCUAGCUAUAGGUUCCUCUGAUAGUACUUGCAAAAUAUGGAAUAUUGAGAAAGGAUUCAAUUUGAUCAGUACAAUACAAGGAGACACUUUUGAAAUAACAUCACUAGCAUUUUCUUCAGAUGACAAGUAUCUUGCUAUGAGUUUAGAAGACGGAACAUUCAAAAUUUUAAGUCCAGAUAAUGCAUUUAAUCUCAUAAAUACUAUCAAAGGACAUAAUUAACAAAUAAACUCAGUUGCUUUUUCUGCAAAUGGUAAGUAUAUGGCUACAGGCUCUGUGGAUUCUACUUGCAAAAUAUGGUCUGUAGAAAAUGAAUUUCAAAUGGUUAACACAAUUUCAAAGCAUACCGAAAUGGUUACUUAAGUUGCUUUUUCAGCAGAUUGCAAGUACCUCAUCACAAGCUCUAAAGACAUUACAUGCAAAUUAUUUAAUGUUGAAAAAGGAUUUGAAUUCAUCAAUUCCAUUUCUGGACACAGUGAAAUAAUUACUUCUGUUGCUUUUUCUAAAAAUGGGAAAUAUCUUGCAACAGGAUCUAAUGAUAACACUUGCAAUAUUUGGAAUGUCGAAAAAGGAUUUGAGCUAGUGAAUAAAAUUCAAGAACAUACUUGGUCUGUUACAUCAAUAUCUUUUUCUGCUGAUAGCAAGCAUCUAAUAACAGGCUCUAAGGAUACAACAUGCAAGAUCUGGAAUAUUGAGAAAGGAUUUGAAUUCAUCAGCUCAAUAUAAGGACAUACUUAAGCAAUUACCUCAGUGACCUUUUCUAAAGAUUGCAAGUACCUCGCUACAAGCUCAGAAGACAAAACUUAUUAAGUAUGGAAUAUACAAAAAGGAUAUGAACUUAUUAGUUAGAUUCAAGCACAUAACUCAACAAUUACCUCAGUUGCUUUUUCAGAGGAUAGUAAGUAUCUUGCAACUGGCUCAGAAGAUAACACCUGUAAAGUUUAUAAUGUAGAAAAUGGAUUCGAAUUAAUUUCUACUAUUAAGGGACAUUCUUGGAUCGUUUCUUCUGUUGCUUUUUCUCCAGAUAGCUAGUACCUAAUAACAGGUUCUUAUGAUUCAACUUUUAAAAUCUGGAAUGUUAAAAAAGAUUUUAAGCAAUAUAAAAGCAUAGACGCACUUAUAAACUAUAUUACUUCUGUAGCCUUUUCUUCUGAUGGUAAGUAUUUAGCAACAGGCUCAGAAGAUAAUACUUGUAAAAUCUGGAAUGUAAGCAAAUAAUUUAAACUCAUGCAUACUAUUAAAGAACAUGAUUUAUUGAUAAAAUCGGUCGCUUUUUCACCAGAUGGUAAGUAUCUUGCAACUGGGUCAUAUGAUAAAACUUGCAAAAUCUGGAAUGUUUAGAAGAAUUUUGAGUUGGUUAACACUAUACAAGGCCAUCGUUUAAUUGUAACAUCUGUAGCUUUUUCUGCAGAUAGUAAGUAUCUAGCAACCUGCUCUUAUGAUAGCACUUGCAAAAUUUGGAGCAUAGAAUAAUAAUUUUAGCUAAUAAAUGUAAUUUAAAAUAAUAGUGAAAAGAUAAUAUCUGUUUCUUUUUCAGCAGAUGGCAAGUACCUAGCAACAGGCUCGUAAGAUAAUAUUUGCAAAAUAAUUAAUGUAGAAAGGGGAUUUGAAAUCCUUAGUAAAAUUCAGGGAGAAAUAUAAGGAGCAACUUCUGUUGCUUUUUCUGAAGAUGGAAAAUAUCUUGUUACAGGUUCAGAAGAUAAGGUUUUUAAGAUCUGGAAUAUUGAAAAAGGAUAUAAGCUCGUAGAUGGUAUUUAAGCGAACUUUAAAUGGAUUAAUUAAAACACUUUUGAAAUAAGCAUUAAAGAAUAAAAUAAUAAUAUAACAAUUAAAUUUAAAAACCAAAGAAUUUUUGAGUAAGUAUACGAAGUUUGA
Molecule: messenger RNA, 7332 nt
Organism: Tetrahymena thermophila SB210
Lineage: Eukaryota; Ciliophora; Oligohymenophorea; Hymenostomatida; Tetrahymenidae
Product: WD domain, G-beta repeat protein
Exons: 1
Molecular function (GO): protein binding
Source: RefSeq, a predicted model, not a curated record